Molecule: messenger RNA, 633 nt
Organism: Limanda limanda (common dab)
Lineage: Eukaryota; Metazoa; Chordata; Actinopteri; Pleuronectiformes; Pleuronectidae
Gene: fgf18a
Product: fibroblast growth factor 18a
Exons: 5
Coding region: 1-633 (210 amino acids)
Biological process (GO): fibroblast growth factor receptor signaling pathway; cell differentiation; positive regulation of protein phosphorylation
Cellular component (GO): cytoplasm
Molecular function (GO): type 1 fibroblast growth factor receptor binding; type 2 fibroblast growth factor receptor binding; growth factor activity
Source: RefSeq, a predicted model, not a curated record
AUGUGGCCCCUUCUUUCCACGCUGACCGUCUUAUGUAUCCAGAUGUUGCUGGUGAUGUGCAAUCCAUUACAGCAGGUACUUGGUGUGGAUGGAGUCAACUUCAGCGUGCAUGUGGAGAACCAGACUCAGGUGCGAGACACCAUGAGCCGGCGACACCACCGGGUCUACCAGCUCUACAGCCGCACCAGCGGUAAACACGUCCAGGUGCUGGGGCGCAGAAUCAGCGCCAAGGGAGAAGAUGGAGACAAAUAUGCCCAGCUCGUAGUGGAGGCCGAUACCUUUGGUAGCCAGGUGAGAAUCCGGGGCAAAGAAACCAAUUUCUACCUGUGCAUGAACCGCCGCGGCAAGCUGGUAGGAAAGAAGGCCAGCAAUCGAAGCGAAGACUGCGUCUUUGUGGAAAAGGUUCUGGAAAACCACUACACGGCUCUGAUGUCAGCGCGCUACACGGGCUGGUACGUGGGCUUCACUAAAAGAGGGCGCCCUCGCCGCGGCCCCCACACGCUCCCCAACCAGCAGGACGUGCACUUCAUGAAGCGCUUCCCGCCGGGAGAGCAGCCCGACCUCACCACCCCCUUCCGCUUCACCACCAUCAGCAAGCGGGGCAAGAGGGUGCGUGCUACCGGACCCCGCUAG